Molecule: messenger RNA, 1650 nt
Organism: Alternaria atra
Lineage: Eukaryota; Fungi; Ascomycota; Dothideomycetes; Pleosporales; Pleosporaceae
Exons: 5
Coding region: 1-1650 (549 amino acids)
Molecular function (GO): heme binding; monooxygenase activity; iron ion binding
Source: RefSeq, a predicted model, not a curated record
AUGGAGCUCAUCAUCACGCCCACGCAGGCACUUGUGCCUUUAUCAGUCCUCUUCCUAGCUUACCACGCAAUCCGGGCGGUAUUCUUCGGGAAAGUAGAGUCGAAGCAUUGGGAAGAGCUACCAGUCGUGGGUCUUCAGAAAGGAUGGUUCGAAUGGGUGUGGGCGACAUUGAAGUCCAUCCGCAAGACGCAGGACUGGGCGUUUGAGGGUUACCGCAAGUUUGCUAGCGUGAACAGUCCUUUCAUCCUGCCCAGCAUAGAUAGAGGAGCGAUGAUCAUUCUCCCACCACGCUUGAUAAAAAAGGUUUACUCACUUCCAGAGAGCACGCUCGACAUCCAUGCGACGCAGAGUGAAACCAUUCAGACGAAAUGGACAGUUUGGGACAAAGAGGUAGCCGACAAUGAUUUCCAGAUCAACGUUGUGCGUCAUCAGAUUACUCGAAAUCUCGAGCACCUAACACCGCUGAUGGCCGAUGAACUUGACAGAGGCUUUGAGCGGUGGUGGGGAGCAAAAGGCGACACCGAGUGGAAAGAGGUCGCUGUAUGGGAUGCGUGUUUAAAGCUAAUCGCUGGUGCGAGUAAUGGCGCCUUCUGCGGCGCGCCGCUGUGUCGUGACGAGCAGUUUUUGAACGAUCUCAGGGAUCACGCAAUGAGCAUUUUCGCCGGCGCUAUGCUUAUCAAUGCGACACCUAAACCGCUGAAACCAGUCACUGGUGCCCUCGUAGGAUCAACCUGCUGGUACUUGCGACGAAAGGCGAUGAAAGGUUGUCUGCCUUUCGUAACAGAGAGGUUGAACGCUACUGCCCGGUUCAAGGUUGAUGCGAAAUGUGGAUGGACUCCACCGAAAGAUGGUCUCCAAUGGCUUAUCGACGAGUGCUACGCCGCAGCCGCAAAGGGAGACGUGGGGCAACUGGACCCGAAGCGAGUAGCGCAUCGUCUCUUGUUGGUCAACGACAUUUCUCUUCAUUCGACCAGCUUUACUGUGCAGAAUGUGAUCCUGGAUCUCUUCAGUUCGGAUCCAGCAAUGGGUUAUGUUGACGCUCUACGCGACGAAGCUGCAUCGGUGCUUGCAAAGGCAGGUGGUGUAUGGACGCGCGAUGCGGUACGGGAUCUGAAGCUCAUUGAUUCGAUGAUCCGCGAAUCAAUGAGGCUCAAUCCAUUCGCCAUUGUUGGGCUUCCGCGAACAGUUGUACAUCCGGAAGGUAUUCGGCUCCCGGUCUCCAACAUUCAUGUACCACAAGGCACCAUGAUUGCGGUUCCAAUGGAGCCGAUCCAUUAUGACGAGAGUAUUUAUCCACAAGCACGCAGCUUCAACGCGUUUCGCUUUGCGGAUCCGAAUAAUGUUACUAGCAUUGUCGACAAUUUCGCAACGAAGGACGAUAUCGAAACUGCCAAAGCCGACACAAGCGACCGUAAGGGCAAGUCAACUGCUACGCUUGAUGACGCUUUCCUUGGCUUUGGGUUUGGACGGCAUGCGUGCCCUGGUCGAUUUUUCGCCUUGAAUGAGAUGAAAGUCUUCAUAGCACACAUGCUGCUAAACUAUGACGUUGAGCACAUGGCAGUUCGACCAAAGCCUUUGGAUACUGUGUGGCUGAAGCUACCGUUGCAUGGUGGAAAAAUCCGAGUACGUCGAAGGCCGACAGCUGCGUAG